Messenger RNA from Xiphophorus hellerii (green swordtail), 5417 nucleotides. Its product is annotated as claudin-20. Gene Ontology annotation, cellular component: bicellular tight junction; membrane. The transcript has 2 exons. Gene Ontology annotation, molecular function: structural molecule activity. The record is from RefSeq and is a predicted model, not a curated record. The coding region runs from base 944 to 1672 and encodes 242 amino acids. NCBI's taxonomy places the organism in Eukaryota, Metazoa, Chordata, Actinopteri, Cyprinodontiformes, Poeciliidae.
UGAAUAGACACAUCACUGACAAAAUAAGCUCCUCAUUUAAUAGUAUUUCUAUAUUGUUUGAUUUUCAUGAGAUCCAUUUAUUUAUAACUUUAUUUAUUUAUUUAUAACUUUUAUUUAAUUUUGUAGACUCCCCACGCAUCUUUCGAGUUUAAAAAGCACAUAAAGAGUGAUUUAUUUAUGUGCCAACAUCUGAUGCUAAUUUCCCUUAACAUCGUUUUUUUGAAAUAGUGCCAAUAAAAUACCGGAUAACGGAAGUUAAUUUCCACACAGCUGCGUUCUAGGACUGAAUUUCGAUUACUAGUGGUGAUUUUUUUAUAUAUAUAUACAAAAAUGUUAAACCGGAUUAAAAGUUGAACAUUAAUAAGCAGCAACGUUCGCAGUUCGGUAAAACGUUGUAAAAACGGUUCAACUAAAGCAGCAGCUAAUCGGUUUGAGACGAGGCUCACGCACUGCGUGUAGUGAUUAGGGCGCAUUGCUGUGUAAUCACUGAUGAAGUUGUGAGGCAGACCGCGCUCCCUCUCUUUCACACACACACAUACACACCCCAGUGACGGGAGAGAAAGAGAGAGAGUCGCGCUAGGAGAGAAGAGGCGGCGGAGGCGCUACGGUCACUUUCUCACAGGCUCCGGUCGAGCCUGUGUGGUCUCUCCCCGCGCUGUUGCUAAGGAAAUGGAUGGCUUGAAUGGAUCGGUGGUCCGGACUGAGCCGUCCUCCUCGCCCCCUCAGCUCAGCAGCCUGCCGUGUUUUAGUGCGUGUUUACGGGAAUUACUGCUAAAAACGUGACGCGUCCGCUCCAGCUCUGCACCAGUCGGGUCCAGUGGAGCUGCAGCUGGAGAAGAGAGGUUAAGAAAGGCAGAGGGGUCGACGAGCCUGGCUGGCGCCGGGUGGAUGCUGCUUGAAGACGACAAAGGCUGAGGCGGCAGUACUGACUCAGAAGAGGAGCAUGGCAUCCACUGGCAUGCAGAUAUUUGGAUUUGUCCUGGCGCUGCUGGGCAUUAUGGGGGCCACGGUGGCUACCCUGCUACCCAACUGGAAGGUCAGCGCAGAUGUGGGCUCCAACAUCAUCACGGCCAUCUCCCAGAUGCAGGGGCUGUGGAUGGACUGCACCUGGUACAGCACCGGCAUGUUCAGCUGCACGCUCAAGUACUCAGUGCUCUCUCUUCCUGCGUACUUGCAGACUGCACGCACCACCAUGGUGCUCUGCUGCGUGUUGGCCGCCAUGGGCCUCUGCCUUGCUUCUCUGGGGCUGAAAUGCACACGGUGGGGAGGCGGACGCCGUUCCAAGCGACACGCCGCCAUCGCCAGCGGAGGCUGCUUUGUCACCGCUGGCUUUCUCUGUCUGGUGCCCGCUUCUUGGUUUACCAAGGAGGUCAUCACAAACUUCUUGGACUCCAGCGUGCCGGAGAGCAAUAAGUUUGAGCCCGGGGGUGCCGUGUAUGUGGCCUUUGUUUCAGCAGGUUUCCUUUUUGUUGGAGGGUCCAUAUUCUGCAUGUCCUGCCCGGGGAAGAGACACGGCCCUCAGGACCUGGUUCUGCUUCCUCCGCCGGACAAACUGCUGCUCCAGCAGCAGCAGCAACAGCUGCUCCAGCAGCAGCAGGAGCUCCAGCACCAGUACUGCUCUCUCUCCCCUUUAGACAACAAGACUGGCUACAGCCUGCAGGACUACGUGUAAUAAAGCAGCAGCUAUAGGGAGGCAAGCCUGAGGGAGAAAACCGUCACAGUUAAAUCCGUACGUCGGGCCGUACUGAAAGCAGCAAGAGGAGGGCAACAACUUUGAAUUCAUUUUUGUCUCCUUUUAGUCUGUUUUGCAAGCACAAGCAGUGGAGGUAUUCCCUGAGCAGCGCCUUCGUAGGAAACAGCGCAAAUGUGAAAGGAGGCAGGAUUCAUGCUGCAGAAUGGAAGGAAGCUCCCAACAAAAUGCAGAUUGUUCAUCAGUAAAUCACAGAAGACGCUCCCGGGAAUGGAUUACGCAAAUAAGGAAGUCGUCUGUGUAGAAUUCACCCCCCCUCUCCUCUCCUCACCAAAGCUUUGAAUAGAAAUAAGCAAUCAUUUAGCUGCUAUUUACAAUCAUUCAUAAAGAUCUCCCUCCCUCCCUGCUUUAUUUGACUAAAUAGGCAAUAUAAACACCAGAGUGCAGAAAGUAAAACCCCUUCCAUAGCAAGCCAUUUUAUUUUAUUUUUUUAGUAUACAUAUCUCCUAGAAUGCAACCUUGAAUUGAUUGAAAUUAAAAGGGUAAUAUUUUUGUUAGCUACUAGAAGGAUGCUGAUAUUUUUGCCUCUAAAGCAUGCCGUGUGGAGCCUGUUUGCGUAUUAAAACGUUGGAAUGCCUGGUAGAGCGACUGAACCACACAAUGCCUGUGCCUGAAAACAAAGCUGUAGAAACAUUAACCCUGCUGGAAGUGUUCAAAAAGGACUGUCAGGAGCAGAGGAUGUGGGGCUGCUGGCUGCAUCUAACAAAGACGAGACGGACAGCCAGAUGCCCGCAUAUCACUCUGCAGGUGGAGAUAUGGGAGAAAGGGAGAGAAAUUUUGCAGGAAAAGUCUAAUCGCUUCAGAUGAAUGGACGUUUUCAUAUUUCCCAACCAGACAAAAUCAACCUGUGUGUAACUUGGAGCCUGUCUAUUGCAACAAUCCAUUGUAGACGUUUACACCCACACCACAUGCAUGAUUUUUGUGCGCUUUUUGUGUGCAUAGUAAACAUUCAGAGGCUUUUCACAUGUGCUUUUCACUUGUCAACCGCCUCUUCACUGCCAUGGAGACAGAUUUGCCGUUUAAACAUCUUUAUUAUCUGUCAGUCACAGAAGUUCUUUUAGAGGGGGCAUCCUUUCAUGCAGUCAAAUCCUCCUGCUUUCAGUUUCUUCAGAUGAAUCUCUGUGUAGAAGCUUUUAGAAGACUUUCUUCCUUGCAACGGUUUUUUUUAUAACCAUUCCCUCAUCAUAUCAGCAUUUAAUGGUCCAGCAUCGCAGGAACACGAUUGAAGAUAACCAGAGGCUCCUUGAGUCAAGUGGAUAGUUAUGUGGCAGACGACUAAAAAAGCUUUGAGUCAUUCUCCAUAUGUGACUUGUUUUCCAAGUGCGUCAGCAGCGAGGCGCAUAUGUUACCAGUCUUCACCUGCAGAAGCUCUCGGUCUUAAAUUGCGUUCACGUCACUGUCCCACUAGCCCUAGUUCCUUGUACUCCUACCAGUCGCUCCUAUUUUUUUUUUCCUCCUUUCCAACUCAUUCACCCUGGCCUGUUUGUGUCAGCCGUCACAUGGAUGUGAUCCCUGACGAGAGAACGCUGAUGCAUGCUGAAAGCGUGUCCUCCUCAAACGCACAUCCACACCAGGCACACACGCUUUUCCCACCAAUUGCCACCCACACGUACCUACUCAUGUGUCAUUUGCAGGGCUACGCUUUCAUGGUUACAUUUCAGGGCGAGUCUACACUUUGACUCUGAGCAUAGGAAUAUUGUGUUUUGUGCAUGGUGCAGGCAGGGAUGUAUAGAACUGCACAUUCUCUCCUUUUCUCUCAUAAGCAUGCAGCUUCCUGGGGAAGUGCAGAUGGCUGAGUGCAGCCUGCCACCUGCAGGCGGCUGCCAGCACACCACGGGCUCCUCAGUGGGCGCCACUGGCAACCUCGGCAGCCCUGUAGUGCUCGAACUGGCACGUGUCAGAGCUGGCCACCUGACAGUAACACACUGCCCAGGCACCACUACUGAUAAAUGCAAUAAAACUAGUAAAGAAUGUGCCAUGUCAUCAGCUAAUACUGACACAUUAUGUGUUUGAGAAUGUGCCAAAUUGUCUCAUGAUGACAAAUUUUAAUAUCUGGAAUUUUUCUGUUUAUUUUUCUAUGAAUUUUACAUUUUAAAAUGUUUUAUGGAUUUGAGAUUUGUUCUGUCAGACUAGAUGCUUGUGUACAGUCCUUUGCAGCUUUCGAGGGUUAUUUUAAAUCCUUCUUAUUCCUCGUUCCCCUCAAAGCACAGCAAGACUCCACAGUGUCUUGUAAAAGUAUUCCUACCCCUUUAACUGCAACCACAAAUUUCUAAGUAUUUUAUUGGGCUUUUAUGUGAUAAGAGUAAAUAGAAUCAUUAGGAAUGUUAAUCCCAUUAUAAAUGCAGAUGUUGUGUGAGGUUUAUCUUUAUGUGAGACCAAGGAACUCACGUAGGUAUACCUGAGCACUUUUGACAACCUAAGCUGUGGAUGUCUCAGAGUAACAUUCAAUCCAUAAUCUCAAAAUGGAAAAAUAUGGAACAACUGUGACUGCAGUCUGCCAAGAAAUGGUGCACCAAGACUAAAUUUGGUGCACCAAAUUUUGUCUUGGUGCACCACGACUAAGGAAAGUGAACGCGAAGCAAAGUCCUAAGUCAAUACCAUGUGCAGUUUUACAACUGCAUAGAGCUUCUGACUGCAAUAUUUUGGAGUUGGGAAAAUGGGAAUAAUGUAAUUGAUAUUGUCAAUCGUAAUAUUCAACAAUAGUAGCACCCUUGCAUCAUUUCCUGUUUUCCUUUUAGCAUUAAUCAGAAAAGCAGCCAAGAAGCUCAUCCAUUCCAUUGAGAGUAACCUAUAGAGGCCUGAAGAAAGCCAUUAGAAAUUCUGUUUGCAGUGUGUUUAAACAUUUUUAUAUGUAAAACAUGUUUCAAGCCCAUGCCCCCUUCCUAAUCAUGUACCACUUUGUUUAGCACAAGAUUCCAUUCAUGGAGGUUUCUGGUGAAAUGUAAGAGAAAAAAAAGAUAAAAAGCUCAUAGGGCAUGAAUACUUUAUCAAGGCACUCUAAGUGUGGGGCUUUAAAAAUGUAUUUAUAUCAGGAAAUAUGAUUCCAUGUUGGUCUGUGACGACUGUACACAAGUGUCUGUGACUUUAACAGUGUUUUGUUUGUUUAUUAGGAGGAUUUGUCAUCCUUCAGAUUGUUUCAGUCUAAGAUAAAAUACCACGUUCAUGCCAUAUCUUCUUUAUAAGAAGACUACUCAGUGCACUUUUUAUUUGUGUUUCUAUUUGAUGGCAGUUUGGUUCAAUGAAUGAGCAUUCCAGGCUCUCUGGACCAGUAUCAAUACAUAACACAAGUGGGCACUCUGGACAAAAAAAAAAAAAAGAGAGCAAUUUCUGACUGAUGGGAUUUAGCAGGGAAAUAGCAGUUAGAGAUUUUUGUAGUGGCUGUGCAGCUUAAUCAUCAGCACGCAAUUUUAUUUGCUUAUAAAUGGCCAGAGUGCAAUGUGACUAGGUCCUUAAAGUCUACAGAGUUACAACUCUCUGCGUAUACUGUGCCGAGAUGUUGGGUUUAUUACUUUGAUAACUGCAGCUUAUUUUUGUGAAUGCUUUAGCACUUCUUACUUUGCCAGAGCAUAUUUGUGAUGAGCAGUUCACAAGUUCCGAUACAGUUGUCUCAAUGUGCUUGUGCAAGUAGUUCUAUUUUUUACCAAUAAAACUAUUUUGUGAAAGCAUA